AAAUGAAUCGUCGACAGAGGAGGAGUUAAUGACCUCGAGCGAAUCAACGGCAUCCUCGCAAAAGAGAGAGAGAGUGCAGAGAAUAAAGUUGAUCAAAAGAAACAGCAGCACUAGAUAGACACGCACAUCGGACAUACCCCUCCCCCUCCCCACAAGCACCCAGUUCCCAGAGCGGCGCGGCGAGGCGCAGUAGAACAAGCUAGAAGAACAAUGGAUCAGCAGCCCAAGAUGCAGCGGGAGGAGGAAGAGGAAGAAGGCAGCCUCAAGGAAUCGACGGGUCGGCGCACGGAGGAAGAGGAACCGGUGGAUCGGCGUGAAGAAGAGGAGAAGAAGGGCCCUCAAGAACCGACGACGCACCCGCGCGAGGCGGCGGCAGAUGAGGAGAAGGAGAAGGAGAAGGAGAAGGAGGACAAGGAGAGGAGCUCUGAUGAAGACGAAUCCAUGGCGGCGGCGGCGGCGGUGUUCUUGCACCCGUGCUCGCUGCUGCAGUACGUGGUCCGGGCCUUGGCCUGCCGCCUGGGCAUCAGCGACCCGUUCGGGGGCACCGGCACGAAGCCAAGCGCUGACUCUGCUGCACCUCCUCUUGGUCCCUCUGAAGAAGGACAGGAUGCAGACCAGAAAAAUCCCGGCACUGCUACUGGGUUUUACAUGCAGGGUGUGAUCACAACCAGCGUGCGGGCGGUGAGGAGGACGCGCCCGCCCGGGCCCGACAAUCCGGUCGAAGGGAGCGGCGGCAACGGCGGGCAUCACCAUUAGCGCUCAUCGUACGUCUCGUCUCAAACCUUGGCGCUGCUGCAUGCAGUGGAUUUGCCGUCUCUGUCUACCUGCAGCUUCCAAAAGCAGCUCGUUAAUUUGUGUACAAGUACUACUACUGUGGUUCAGAUCAAAAUUACGUCGAGUUUAUCUAGUGUUUGGGCACUUGGCUGAUCUUUUCGCCCAAUAAGAACCGUACUGCGUGUGUUAUACAGUAUACAGUAGUACUACUGUACCGUGUUAGCUAGUGCAGCUGUAGUUAAUUUGUGUGCUCUGUAAGCUGAAACAUGAACUUUAUGUGCUAACACUGCUAGUCUUCAGUCUGUUGCAUGCUUGCAUUACAGUGUUGUGCAUCGGUGCUAUGAUCGAAAGGUAUAUGUUCCAAGUA
Messenger RNA from Brachypodium distachyon (stiff brome), 1141 nucleotides. RefSeq names its product myosin-M heavy chain. The transcript has 2 exons. Bases 211 to 756 code for a protein of 181 amino acids. Lineage: Eukaryota; Viridiplantae; Streptophyta; Magnoliopsida; Poales; Poaceae. The record is from RefSeq and is a predicted model, not a curated record.